AUGUCCUUCCGAUUACAAGUCACAGAUCCCGUCAAAGAUAAAAUAUCAAUGUUGGAAGUCGAAUAAACACUUACUGUAUUGGACUUAAAAGCAUUAAUAGAAGUUGAAGUAACCUUUAUUCUUAAAUCCAAGUUCCAAAUAGCUGUCGCUCGACAAUAAUUGAUCUAUGGAGGAAGAUUAAUGAAUGAUAAUGAUACUCUCUCAAAAUAUAAUAUGCAAAAUGAAGAUUUGGUUCUUAUUGAAAGGAAACCCAAAUAGUAAAGAACCCCAUUGGAAUUGGAAGCCAUCAAAUUCAUUAAGCAUUUCCAACAAAACCCCCAUUUGAUUGAGGCCAUCAGAAUCAAAGAUCCCAAACUUGCAGAAUCAAUAGAAAAAAAGAAAUUAGCAGGUGUCAUGGAAUACAUUUAGAAUUAACAAUAAAAAAAAUUCUAAGAGUAACAAGAAUACAUCAGGAAAAUGUAACAAUUGGAGUAGGAUCCUCUAAACCCUGAAAAUCAGAAGCUAAUUGAAGAAAUGAUCAACAAAAAAAAUAUUGAAGAAAAUCGAGAAUAUGCAGAAGAAUACAUUCCAGAAAGUUUUGGAACUGUUACUAUGUUAUACAUUGAACUCUCAAUAAAUCGUCAUCCAGUAUAGGCCUUUGUUGAUAGUGGUGCACAAAGUACAAUCAUGUCCAAAGCAUGUGCAGAGAGAUGUGGAAUCAUGAGAUUGGUUGAUACUCGUUUUUAAGGUAUCGCUCAAGGAGUGGGUACAUAAAAAAUCAUUGGAAGAAUUCAUGUCGUUGAAAUGUAGAUAUUGGAUCAAUUUUUGCCAUGUUCUUUGACUAUUUUAGAUGGAGAUGGCAUCGAUUUCCUGUUUGGCUUAGACAUGCUCAAACGAUAUUAAUGCAAUAUCAAUUUGAAGGAUAAUUGUUUAAUCUUUCCAAAUGAAAAAUUGAGCGUUUAAUUUCUUCCAGAAGGCUAAAUUAAUAAAAGAAUAAGUAUUUAAUAGGAAGAGGAAAUCUUAAAAAGACAAAACAGUGACUCAUAGAUACAAGAGGAGUAGCCUAUCAAAACCUCAAAUCAGCCAUAAUAGCAAUAAUAACCAUAACCAUAAUAAUAAUAAUAGCAAUAAUAAUAACAAUAAUAAUAAUAAAAAUAAUAAUAACCAAGUGCGAUUAAAAGUAAUUCCAGAUAUCCAGAAUCUUCAAUUUAGGCAAUUAUCAAUCUUGGUGUCACUAGAGCUGAAGCAAUAGUUGUAUUGGAUUAAACAAAUGGAAAUAUAGAACUAGCAGCAUCUAUUAUAAUGUAGUAAAAAUAUGGUUUCAACUGA
Messenger RNA from Paramecium tetraurelia, 1308 nucleotides. RefSeq lists its product as uncharacterized. Gene Ontology annotation, biological process: proteolysis. Lineage: Eukaryota; Ciliophora; Oligohymenophorea; Peniculida; Parameciidae. The record is from RefSeq and is a predicted model, not a curated record. The transcript has 4 exons. Gene Ontology annotation, molecular function: protein binding; aspartic-type endopeptidase activity.